AUGCAGGCAGCAUCUCAAUCGAGACCCUCCUCACAGCAAUCCUUCACCAUGAGCCAACAAUCCCAGCCGGGCCUGGCAUCAUCAGGGUACCGCCCUUACGACGGUGGCUCCAAGAUGGCCGCGGCCGACCACCAGAUCUACUCUGCCGUCUACUCUGGCGUCGACGUGUACGAAAUGGAGGUCCAAGGUGUUGCCGUGAUGCGCCGGCGCAACGACAGCUGGCUCAAUGCCACCCAGAUUCUCAAGGUCGCCGGCGUCGAAAAGGGAAAGCGCACCAAGAUUCUCGAGAAAGAGAUCCAGACCGGCGAGCACGAAAAGGUCCAGGGCGGCUAUGGCAAAUACCAGGGUACAUGGAUCAAGUUUGAGCGAGCCGUCGAGGUCUGCCGCCAAUAUGGCGUCGAGGAGAUUCUUCGCCCUCUACUGACCUACGACAUGGGCCAGGACGGCGGUAUCGCUGGUCGCGGCGACAUCAACACUCCGACAAAGGAGCAGGCCAUGGCCGCCCAGCGCAAGCGCAUGUACAACCUCGGCAACGAGGCCAGGGGCAACGGUCUCAGCGGCACCUUCUUCAAAAACAUUUCCAGCACCGCAUCGCAUGCCGUGGCUGCUAUCAGCAAAGCACGCUUCGAAUCGCCGGGGCCCAGGAGCCGCAAUGGCCCGACACGCGCCCCGAGUUUCAGUCGCCAGAGCUCGAUGCAGAAUGCAGACGAUUUCCCCGGCAACUCGCAACAGAGCUUCGCCUCCGAUUAUGGUCAGCAGGCGAACUCGCAAAUGUCGUCCCAACAGACACAGCCUUUUCCCGAACCGAGCGCAGAGCCGCCAAGGAAGCGACAGCGAGUCACAAUGACCCCGGCCGACAGCUUUGGCUACACACAUUCCAACAUGGACAUGCUCCAAGAGAACUUUCCCGGCUCGCCAACAGAACCUAACGAGUCCUUCAUCUACUCACAAGCCGUCAGUAAUGCGCAACCACACGACGGCUACAGCCCCUUGUCACCUCUGCCUUUCGAGGUCUCCCCCGAUGCGGAACAAAAACGAAGCAUGCUCAUGGGUCUCUUCAUGGAUGCGGCCGCAUCAGACCAGAACAAGCAUGAAAUGCUACGAUCCUUUACCCCGGCCGAGCUCGACAUGCCCAUCGACCAGCAGUGCCACACUGCUCUGCAUUGGGCAGCUACCCUGUCUCGCAUGCAUCUCCUGAAGACGUUGUUGAGCUACGGCGCUAGCCCUUUCCGCGUGAAUGCAGCAGGCGAGACGGCUCUCAUGCGGGCCUGUGUCGUGACGAAUUCGAUGGACCUUGGAUCCUUCCCCGACUUGCUCGAGGUUCUCGGUUCGACCAUUGAGGUUCGGGACGCAAAGGGACGCACUGCGCUACACCACAUCGCCAUGACAAGCGCCGUAAAAGGGCGAAACGCAGCCAGCCGCUACUAUCUCGAGAGCUUACUGGAAUGGGUCGUACGCCAAGGCAGCCAAGGCAGGGCAACGCUUUCAGACGCCGCAGCCAAAGGCCGCGAUGCCGAAGGGGGCACGUCGGGCUCGCAGUCUCAGCAGCAAAAGAUGGGCAUCGGCCGCUUCAUGAUGGAGGUUGUUAACGUGCAAGACAACUCGGGCGACACGGCUCUGAAUAUUGCGGCGCGCAUCGGCAACCGAAGCAUCAUCUCUCAACUUCUGGAAGUUCACGCAGAUCCACACAUCGCUAACAAGGCUGGUCUACGACCUCUCGACUUUGGCAUUGGUGGUGACGCCGCAGAAGACAAUAUCAACGGUACGAAUGGCGACGCGAACACAGAAAAGAACGGCGCUGCGCCCAGCAGUCAGAAGUCCCGCGAGAGCAGUGAUGAGAUCAUCUCCUCAAUAACACAUCUCCUUCAUGAAACCUCGAGCACAUUUCAAGCGGAGAUCAAGUCCAAGCAGGCCAGUAUCGACUCGCUCCAUGCGGUCCUCCGCACCUCGACGACUCAGCUCGCCGACGCCCGCCGCACCCUCGAGACCCUCCAGCAGACACAUAAGAAGCAGCAGCUCGCUCGUCAAAAGGUUGCCAACCUGUCACACGCACGCGAGGAUGAGCAGGUCCGUCUCAUGCAAGAGCAAAAGCGCCAGGGCCGUCCCGAUGCCCUCGCAUCCGGAGCAUGGGAGACCGAGCUGGCCGCCGUCCUUGAGGCCGCCAGCGAGAGCGGCGCCGAUGGCGCUGCCGGCCUUCUGCCGCCCGGGGCGACGCUCAAGGCGCGAUCCAAGGCCGUGGAGAACCGCAGAGACGGGCUGCGGAAGAUGGCCCUUGCGUUGAAGGGGCGGAGUCGAGACGUCGAAGUCAAGUACCGCCGCGUCGUAGCCAUGUGCACGGGCGUGCCCGAAGGCGAGGUGGACGCCAUGGUUGACGGCCUGCUGAGGGCCGUCGAGAGCGAAAAGGGCGAGCUCGAAAUUGGCCGGGUCAGGAGGUUCCUCGGCGGUGUCGAGAACGGUGUGUCCUAG
Messenger RNA from Verticillium alfalfae VaMs.102, 2466 nucleotides. RefSeq names its product start control protein cdc10. Gene Ontology annotation, cellular component: MBF transcription complex; SBF transcription complex. The transcript is spliced from 3 exons. Gene Ontology annotation, molecular function: DNA binding; transcription coactivator activity; protein binding. The coding region runs from base 1 to 2466 and encodes 821 amino acids. Lineage: Eukaryota; Fungi; Ascomycota; Sordariomycetes; Glomerellales; Plectosphaerellaceae. The record is from RefSeq and is a predicted model, not a curated record.